Homalodisca vitripennis (glassy-winged sharpshooter) is the source of this 1324-nucleotide messenger RNA. RefSeq names its product carbonyl reductase [NADPH] 1-like. The transcript has 6 exons. Lineage: Eukaryota; Metazoa; Arthropoda; Insecta; Hemiptera; Cicadellidae. Gene Ontology annotation, molecular function: carbonyl reductase (NADPH) activity. Bases 135 to 977 code for a protein of 280 amino acids. The record is from RefSeq and is a predicted model, not a curated record.
AUAACCUAACCUGCAAAAUUGAGUUGAUUGUUGACUUGUUGAUACUUGAAUAAUCUUAUCAACUAAUAUUUCAGAUAAGGAUAAUUGUACCUAGAUUUCAGCAGAACUUGAACAAUCUAACAUCGACUUGUCCCAUGGCAACUUCAAAAGUAGCAGUUGUUACUGGAAGUAACAAAGGCAUCGGAUUUGCGAUUGUAAAAGCACUAUGCCAAAAGUACGAUGGUAUUGUGUACUUAACAGCAAGAGAUGAAUCGAGAGGGAAGGCGGCUGUGGCUGAACUGAAUAAGCAAAAUCUGAAACCAGAGUUUCACCAAUUGGAUAUAACUUGCAAGAAAAGCAUUGCCAAGUUUGCAGACUUCAUCAAAACUAAACAUGGAGGUCUAGAUGUACUUGUCAACAACGCUGCCAUAGCUUACAAAAAUGCGGCAACAGAACCCUUCAGUGAGCAGGCAGAGGUAACGGUGGCAGUGAACUACUUUGCACUAGUCGAUGUCUGUGAGGCACUGUUUCCAUUACUCCGACCUCAUGCCAGAGUCGUCCACAUCUCCAGCUCGGCUGGUCAUCUCCUCCGUAUACCCAGUACAAAGUUACAAGAGAGAUUCAAGGAUCCCUCUCUCACGGUCGAGAAACUUAGCGAGCUCAUGCGUGAGUUUGUCAAAUCUGCUGCAAAGGGUGACAAUAUGGAGCAGGGAUGGGGACAGAGUGCCUAUGCUGUGUCCAAAGUUGGUGUGACUGCUCUGACCAGGGUACAGCAGCGCCAGUUCGACACAGAUCCUAGACCUGGUAUAACUGUCAAUGCUGUACAUCCUGGGUACGUGUCCACAGACAUGAGCAGUCAUAAAGGACCUCUCACCAUUGAACAAGGAGCGGAUGCUCCAGUACAUAUGGCACUAUGGCCAGUGGAAGAGAGUGCUCCUCGAGGUCAGUACGUGUGGAAUGACCGCAGGAUUGUGAGCUGGACAGAUCCUCUAGACUGACAACACUAAUCUUGGGCUGUCAACAAAUAACUGCAAGCAUUUGUAGAUUUAUUUGCUUCAAGACAAUGCCACGACAUUGUAAUUAUACAUUUCACUGUUAUAAAAUUAAAAGUGAUUAAAAGGCCAUAGAAUAUUUUUAUUGUAAGCAAUCAUUACUUCUUUGUUAAUAUUAGCCAGUGGUGUAAUACCGUUAUCACUAAUGAGAGAGUUAUUUUUGUAUCAAGAUCGUAAUCCGAUAAUGAUGUCAUUGACUAAAUGUUUUUAUAGUGUUAUCUCUUUACUAGUGUAUGGAUUAUGGUUGAAAUGUCUGUUUAAUGUUUAUAAAUAAAUUAUAAAUUUAUUAUAAA